Messenger RNA from Octopus bimaculoides (California two-spot octopus), 921 nucleotides. RefSeq names its product protein lin-52 homolog. Gene Ontology annotation, cellular component: DRM complex. The record is from RefSeq and is a predicted model, not a curated record. Gene Ontology annotation, biological process: regulation of DNA-templated transcription. Lineage: Eukaryota; Metazoa; Mollusca; Cephalopoda; Octopoda; Octopodidae.
UAAUGUUUGAGUCAGUUGUAGGUUGCAUUGAGUAUAAAGUGGAGUUAUCUGCCGCUAGAUGUCACCUCCUGCCAACAUGGCGUCACCAAGUGCGGGCAAUUCGGAUCUCGAUGCUGACUGUGAGCAGACAUUGAUGAGUUAUGAAAAAUUGGACAGAUCAUCUCCUGACUUAUGGCCUGAACAAAUACCAGGUGUAUCAGAGUUUGCUGCCAACCAAAGUCCUUUCUCCGCUUCAAAUUUCUCUAAAGAAAUAGAUGAUCAAGAUGAUAUAGAACUUCUUCAAGAGUUUGGUAGCUUGACUACACCACAGCUGAUGGAAAAAGUGCGAGGACUUCAAAAUUUAGCCUUCAAACUGGGACUUGAUGAAGCACGAGAAAUGACGCGAGGAAAAUUUUUAAACAUUCUUCAAAAACAGAAAAGGUUUUGAUUGUCCUAAGAAAAAAAAAAAAAAAAUUUUAAAUGUUUGCCGACAGUUUUCUUCAUCAUCAAUUUAGAAACCAUUCUUCACUCUUCUGCCAAACUGGAUUGGCAUGUAUGGCUUGUGCUGGCUGUGUUCAUAUUGUUAUUCAAUUUUGCUAUCUUUGUGGAAAAUGUUUCUAUCAGAAUAUUCCAGAACGAAAUAGCAGUAUUUAUUUAGUCUUCCUUAGGACAAUAUACUCCUUCUGCAAAACCCAUUUUCUUUUUAACGUCAUGGCUGCACUAAAACUAGAUCUGAAAACCAAUGGUGCAAUGUUUCUCUGCUCAUUUCUUUUGUCAGUUUAAGAUGCUGCGAACAAUCAUGGUUUCUGUGAGGCUAAGAUUUUAGACUCACCUUCACACCAGACAUUCUCUAUCUUUUUAUCAUUGUCAAAGAUUUUAUUACUUGGUUUGGAUAUAUUUAUGUAAACUAAUUUUUGAUAUAAAAUAGACAUUUAAUGUCUA